This is a messenger RNA of Cyclopterus lumpus (lumpfish), 2066 nucleotides long. It is a transcript of the gene lad1, whose product is annotated as ladinin. The transcript is spliced from 14 exons. Lineage: Eukaryota; Metazoa; Chordata; Actinopteri; Perciformes; Cyclopteridae. Gene Ontology annotation, molecular function: structural molecule activity. Bases 125 to 1504 code for a protein of 459 amino acids. The record is from RefSeq and is a predicted model, not a curated record.
UGCAACGGGGUAAAGGUGGACUGCUUUGUGCUGCACUGACUGUAAUUGGACUGCAGCCACAAAGUCACUCGACUCUGUUCUGUCUGUGAGUGCUCCUGGAAACUUUUAUAUUUUUGCGUGUAAUAUGUCUAUCAGUCGGAAGAACUGGUCGGCUUUGUCCAGCCUUGCACGCCAGUGGACAAUGGAGGAUGAGGAGGAGGUGGAAAGAGAGAAGAGGAGGAGGGUGAAGAGCUCCGGCAGCAUCGCCGAACCCGAUGCUGACUGCAACCAAACGACCGGAGACACGCCAACCAGCGACACGCCAACCAGCGACAGCCCCUUUGGGACAGACUCCACCAGUGGGAUGUCCCAGGGCCCCAUCAGUGUGGAGCAGAUACAGCUGGACUUUGUGGAGAUGCUGCGUGCCCGAGAUGAAAAGCGCAGGAUGAGGCACGUGGAGACGCUGAGACGACAGAAGGAAGAAGAGGAGGAUGAAGAGGAGGCCUGCACAGGAGGAGCCAGGGUAGAGCUACUUGGGGACAUGGAUGAGGGCAGUGUGUUGCCCUCUGUGAAAGCCAUAUCCAGACCACAACCACCCCUCAGAACAGCCUCCUGCAGCCCCACCAACAGCAGUGGCAGCAAUACCAGCACUUACAUCACAAGCAGACAACACGAAAAUGGAGAGUCGACGAGCAAAGAGCCGGAUCCCAAGCCAUCGUCCAACACAGCUCGCAAGUUUGUCAGUUCUGUCUCCAUCUCAUUCGACAAAAGCCCUUCCGCCAGCGGGUGUACAAGUCCCAUGAGCCCUCGCUCCCCCACGGCCGCCUCCUCACCUCGAGAACACUGUCCGUCGCCGUGCCAGACCCUUCCUCCCCGUGGGCCUCAAAGCCCUGUUCAGAAUGGACCCAACCAGGAGACCAGGAUGAAUGGCUCUUCCUCCAACGGCGACUUUGAACAGACGGCCAAACCGGCGUUUGUCAGACAGAGCUCCAGGACUAUAUCUUUCAGGAUGAUGAGGAAGAAAGAAGAGGAGAGCGCACCACUGCAGAGGAGUGCGAGUGUGAGGAUGGCCUCCAAGAAGUUUGAAUCUAACACCGACCAAGAUGAAGACAAAGCAUCAUCUUUCCAGAGAAACUCUAGGCAGAGGAUUUCAUCCAGGUCCAUCCAGGAGAAGAUGGAGAGACUGGCUCAGGCUGCACAGAAGUCAGAAAUAAUGCGUUCUCCAGACGUGACCCAAAGGACUCUGUUCCUGCUGGACGAGGUGUCUAGGAAGAGAGGCCUCUUUGAGAAGGAGCAGCAGGCAGCGAGCCCCACCAGCCCGGGAGUUUCCAGAAACGAAUUUAGGAGCUUCACAUCAGGAGUGUCAGACCGGAUCAACCGCUGGAUCAACAAGCCCAACCACCCUGGGUCUGCACACAAUCCAACUGACUUGAGACAUGUGGACAUCACCGGUAAGAGGAGCCUGUUUGAGAGCCCAGAGGAGGGCAGUGCCCCAAACAACAGCCCUGGAAAAAUCUACAAGUGAAAGAUGUGCAUUUAUAAUACUCAACAGGAUUUAGUUGACGGUGAGAGGACACAAAGAGAACUGGAAGAUUAAUGGAUGCAAUGACUGACUGAUUGUUUUUUUAUGCUUUUUUUGUUUUUUCAUGCUUUUUUUCAUCCUUCACUGCCAAAUCACACUGGCGCACACACUGAUACGCCAAUAGAAAAAAAAGUGAGUUUUGAAUGGACUGAAAUGGAGAUUUCUGCUUUUAAAGUUAGGAUGCUUCAAUCAUACACUACUGCAUAGCUUCUUAAAGUACAAAUAUGUCUUAUUUAAAACAUCAAAACGAUUUAAUGUGUUUAAUGUGAAAAGUAGACAUGAAAGAAGAAGGACGUUGAUAUAUUUGUUUUAAAGCUCUUUUUCUAUUUGCUUUAACGUUGUGUAAUUUUUAAGCACUUUAAGCAGGUGAAGGUCUUGAGGCUAUUUUUAGUAGGAAGAAUUCUGGAGUUGUAAUUUUAUGUUUUUGUUUAAUCUGACAAAAUAUUGUUUUUGUUUGGUGUCAUUGUGGUCUGCAUGUCUAAGAAAUAAAAGGUUUUAUUACCAC